AUGAUGUCUGAAAACGAGGAGCACGGCUCUCUCCUGGAGAAGAUCAGUGAGAAGAUCCACGAGUACAAGCACUCGUCGUCGUCGUCUUCGUCGGACUCCGAUGAUGACAAAAAGCCAAAGAAAUCUAAGAAGAAGAGGCUCUUCGGGAGGAAGCAUCCAUUGCAUCACGUCCUCGGCGGGGGCAAAGCCGCUGAUCUUGUGCUGUGGAGGAACAAGCAGACAUCCGGGAGCAUCCUGGCAGGUGUGACCGUGAUCUGGCUGCUUUUUGAAGGCAUCGGCUACCACCUCCUCACCUUCCUCUGCCACGCGCUCAUCGUCUUCCUCACCGUAUGCUUCGUCUGGUCCAAUGCUGCAUCCUUCAUCAACAGGUCUCCUCCAAGGUUCCCAGAGGUCAUUCUAUCUGAAGUCCAAUGCCUGAAGUUCGCUCAUAUUGCAAGGAAAGAAAUCAAUGAGGCUUUCUUUACAUUGCGCAACGUUGCUUCUGGGAAAGACCUGAAAACAUAUCUGAUGUCAAUUGCAGUCCUGUGGUUCAUUUCUAUACUUGGGAGCUGCUUCAGCUUCUUGACUCUGUCUUACACUAUUUUCCUGAUGGCAUACACACUGCCCAUGCUAUAUGAGAAAUACGAAGAUCAAGUCGAUGUUGUGGGCGAGAAGGCCCUGAUCGAGAUCAAGAAGCAAUACGCAGUGCUCGAUGGGAAGCUUCUAUCAAAGAUCCCAACGUUGUCUGACAAGAAACAGCAUUGA
This is a messenger RNA of Phragmites australis (common reed), 744 nucleotides long. Its product is annotated as reticulon-like protein B1. The record is from RefSeq and is a predicted model, not a curated record. The transcript has 5 exons. The coding region runs from base 1 to 744 and encodes 247 amino acids. Lineage: Eukaryota; Viridiplantae; Streptophyta; Magnoliopsida; Poales; Poaceae.